Messenger RNA from Oryzias latipes (Japanese medaka), 3289 nucleotides. RefSeq names its product erythrocyte membrane protein band 4.1 like 5 (gene epb41l5). Lineage: Eukaryota; Metazoa; Chordata; Actinopteri; Beloniformes; Adrianichthyidae. Gene Ontology annotation, biological process: actomyosin structure organization. Gene Ontology annotation, cellular component: cytoskeleton. Gene Ontology annotation, molecular function: cytoskeletal protein binding. The record is from RefSeq and is a predicted model, not a curated record.
CGUCACAUCCGGCAGAGAGCCUGACUCCUACUUUUUUUGUUGGGAUCUGGGAAAGAAUUCGGAGGAGAAAACGGGCGGAACCCUUGAGGAGAAGAUCAGCGCGGCGGAGCCCCGGGGAUGUGUGAGCUCCCCCCGACGCCGUGACCGCGCGGGCGGCGGGCUUUCGCGGUGAAGUCCUCCUCCGGGGAGCUUUUUUUUGUUUGGUGUUGUUACCCCCCCCCCCCCCCCCCCCCCAGCAUGCUGAGUUUCCUGCGCCGGACGCUGGGCCGCCGCUCCAUCCGCAAACAUGCGGAGAAGGCGCGGCUGCGGGAGGCCCAGCGUGCCACCACGCACAUUCCUGCAGCCGGGGAUGCCACGUCCAUCAUCACCUGCCGGGUGUCCCUGCUGGACGGGACGGACGUCAGCGUGGACCUGCCGAAAAAAGCCAAAGGUGAGGAGCUGUUUGAGCAGAUCAUGUAUCACCUGGACAUCGUGGAGAAAGACUACUUUGGCCUGCGCUUCAUGGACUACGCUCAAGUUCCACACUGGCUGGACGUCACCAAAAGCAUCAAAAAACAAGUGAAAAUCGGACCUCCGUACUGCCUCCACAUGCGGGUCAAGUUCUACUCCUCAGAACCCAACAACCUCCACGAGGAGCUCACCAGGUACCUGUUUGUGCUGCAGUUGAAGCAGGACGUCCUCAGCGGCAAGCUGGAGUGUCCGUUUGACACGGCGGUGGAGCUGGGGGCCUUCUCCCUGCAGGCGGAGCUGGGCGACUACGACCCUCUGGAGCACAACCUGGACCUGGUGUCGGAGUUCAGGUUCAUCCCCGAUCAGACGGAGGAGCUGGAGAGGGCCAUUUACAGCGCCUGGAAGGACUGCAGAGGCCAGACUCCAGCUCAGGCUGAGAUCAACUACCUGAACAAAGCCAAGUGGCUGGAAAUGUACGGCGUGGACAUGCACAUGGUGAAGGCGCGGGACGGUAACGAGUACAGUCUGGGCCUGACUCCCACUGGGGUUCUGGUGUUUGAAGGCCAAACUAAGAUCGGACUCUUCUUCUGGCCCAAGAUAACCCGCCUGGACUUCAGGAAGAGCAAACUGACUCUGGUGGUGGUUGAAGACGAUGAACAGGGCAAAGAGCAGGAGCACACCUUUGUGUUCAGGAUGGACCACCCCAAAGCCUGCAAGCACCUGUGGAAGUGUGCUGUGGAGCACCACGCCUUCUUCAGGCUGAGAGGCCCGGUGGAGAAGAACUCUGCUCGCUCCGGAUUCAUACGCAUGGGCUCCCGCUUCAGAUACAGCGGAAAGACGGAGUAUCAGACGACCAAGGCCAGUAAAGCCAGGCGCUCGUCCUCCUUUGAGAGGAGACCCAGCCGGCGAUACUCCAGAAGGACAUUACAGAGCAGAGGACCGCCGAACACCCAGGAGAUGAUGUCUUCAGGAAACGGAGUCGGUUCCUGUGUCAACAAGCCUCCGCCCAGAGGCGCCUGGUCAGCGAUGCCUGUGGUCAGCCCUAUAGCGCCGUCUGCCUGUGGACCAAUAGAAAUCGAGACGUUGCCCAGGAGUCCUGGAGGAGAAAAGAGAAGCUUACCUGUGGUUGCCGAGCCGCUGGAGACCUGCAUCGACGACGUCCUGAAGGCUCCCGCCGCUCCUCCAGCAGCCGCAGCGCUGGAGCCCGGAGCGGGCCACGCCUACGCCGCCGCCAGUGUGGCGGCUGCAGAGCUCAGCAUCACCGAAGCCGCGGCUCGUCUGAAGCAGCUGGAGCUGGAGAGCAGUCCUCUUCUGGCUGUGUCCAGAAAUAACAUCAAUGUGAACAUUGCCAUGAACAACCAGGAGGACGUGGUGAAGCUCACGGAGAAGUGCGGUCUGAACAGCACGGGCAGUAGUCCAGUGGUCACUCCCCUGCGGACCCCCGAGGAUCUGAAGAGCAACAUCCUGAAGGCUCAGGCUGAAGCUGCUGCCCUGAAGGGGCCUCUGGAGGAGCACGCCGGACCGGCUGGAGACAAAAACUGUAACCUGCAGGAAGCUUCUGCCAGGCUGAAGGUGCGUUCGGGGCGGAUGGGAAGUAACUCGUCUCUUUCUGUCAGCAGCCGCCCAGAGGCUCAGGACUCCUGGGAGCUUCUCAAAGCCGCCUCGCUGGUCCCAUCGGCUGAAGUCAGUGCUGAGACGUCAGUGGAAGACCUGAAACCGUCGGUUUCCAAGACUCCUGCUGCCCCUGAAGGUCUGCUGCUGAAGGCUAAAGCGGAGGAGCUCGACCUGCAAACCCUCAGCCCAGCGACCGAGAACCUGAUCGACUUCACGGAUCCGUCUCCUCUGCCCCCACCCCUGCAGCCGCCCAAAGCCGUGAUCACGCCUCGCUGGAUCGUCCCUGCAGCUGCUCCUCCAGGCAUCUUUACCAACGGCCUGAUCGACAUAGACCCCCCCUCCAAGGUCACUCCUGUUCCCCCCGUCGAUGGAGGGGCCCCUCCCCCACUCGCUCAUGCACACAAUGCUGCCCCCACCAGCACCAGGGGUCCACCCCCCCCUUCAGACGACGGAGCCAAACCCAGAGGUCCCCUGACCACCGAGCUCUGAUGAAGACGCCGUCCUCGUCUUCCUCGCCGUGGCCCGGAGGGGAGGGAGCGGCGGCUGACAGCGGACCCUCCUCCCCCUGGCAGAGGAGCGUGAAGGAAGCGGCUCCUGGAUGGAGAGCGGCCGUCCUCCGCCCCGGGGUCAGGGACCCUCCUGGACCUCCCUUCACGCUCCGCCGUGGACUCAAACACUGGAACCGUUCUGCAGCAGCUCUCUCUUUUUAAACUUCUGUUUUUACGUUUCGCUCUUUGGGGCGACUGUUUUUUAAAAAGCCCAGAAGGAUCUGUCCCUCCUGGGGUUUUAGCGUUUCUUUCUUCUAACCGUAGCGGCAGGAACGGCCUCAGCGGCGCUGCGGUAAAGGCGGCGUGGAACCAGGAACCUCCUUGUGUGUAGCUUCUGCCAUGCCUUAUGAAAAUGAAUGUAUAGUGAUGGGAGCAGGAGCCGCUCAGAAGGAGCCCCAAGGAGGAACAUUUACACGAAGGUUUUGGGUGGUUCACGGGCAGAAGGUGUGGACACUCCGCCUCAGCCACCAUGAAGGUUUAUGUUGAAGACUAGAAGGUUUUUACUGUAGCAGAAUCCAGUAUUUAUGCUGUUUGGACGUGUUGUAGCUCCACUUCAGGAUCUAAUGUCAUUGAUAUAUUUUUGUGUCGACCCUGUAGUUCCUACAGAUUUUUUUAUUUCAGUAGCUGUAGAAAACGAUCAGAUACAAGGCAGACGUAAAUACAGUUUUCUAUCAGCA